GUACAUACAUAUGUUUCUUAUAGAGCUGGUACCCGUGAAGUUCAUAAUAAAUUGGAAAAAAAUCGACGAGCCCAUCUGAAGGAAUGCUACGAGCAGUUGAAGAACCAACUUCCUUUGAAAGAAGACGAACGCAAGAAGACCUCGAAUUUGGCAAUACUUGGCGAAGCAAUUAAAUACGUUAAAAACCUUAAAAAGAAGGACCAAGAACUUGAAGCCGAAGUGGAGCAGUUAGCUAAAACGAAAAUCAAUUCCCAACUUAAGCUUGUGUCUUUGAAGAGGGAGCUUGGUCCAAAGUAUGAGCAAAUGUUUCCAGGACCGUUUUUGGAAUUCGAAAUAAACCAUUGUGAAAAAGAACAUUUAAAUGAAGCUGCGUCUCUUUCUUCUGGACGUGGUAGUAUACUGUAUAGUUCGUCGAGCUCGUUGUCAAGCGGAGGUAGCAAUGGCAGCACUACUAUGUCUUCACCAGUUGGUGCUAGUAUGUCAUUGCCCACUGCUCUAUCACCUGUGAUAUCUAAAACAUAUAUAAAUUGCAACAUUGCAAGCAGUGCAAACGGAAAUAAUAGCCCCUCCAAUGCCAGCGUUACAUCUAAGGCCCCUGGCGUAUUUGACCAUCAUAAUCAGCAACACCAAAUUAAAUCACCAACUUCGGUGCCUGGCAAUACUAGUCCUUCGGGUGUGCUAUCCGCCAAUACAACUGUUGCUUUGGCAAAUGGAGCAAUUGUCAAUGUGAGCAAUGCAGCGCUGUCUUUAACGGCAAAGAACAUUUCGGCCAUGUCUCUGACACGUGACUCUCCAACACCAUCAACGCCAUCUCCAUCACCGUCAUCUUCGAGUUGCGUUUCGUCGUCCUCAUCGUUGAUAUCAUCGUCACCGCCACGCACAUUAAGUGGCAUAAUUAGUGGACGAAAUGUGACUGUCAGUAUUCCAAAUAACUUAAAAUUCGCUAGUAGCACUGGACUCGCUACGAGCCGAGUAACAGCGACAAGUGGCGGUGUAACAACUGGGAAGGGAACGUCGUCGGCAGCCGCCGCUAUUAUAGCGACAUCUCCGCCUAACAACAACGGCGUUACUUCUAAUAAUAAUGCUAUAAUGCUUCAGGCAUUACGAGGAUGCCAUUUGGUGUGAACCAUUUCGGUAAAGUAUUCCCACGAGCGCAACUUUGGCCGCAGUAUCAACCACAGCCAUCGGCGACAUAUUCGAUUUUCUCGGAAAACUCACAGCCGAUGCUACAAAGCUGUAUAUUGAGAGCAAGUUCAAGAUUGAGUGAAGAAUGCCGUAAAAACUGCAUAAAAACCAACCGACUAGAUAAACAAAUCUAAGCAGAAUAUUCAAUUUAUUAAUUAUGUAUACAUAAAUUAGCAAAAACCACCCAUCACGAAGCCUAUCAUCAAGAUAUGUAUAAAUACAUUGUAUUGCAAAUAA
Rhagoletis zephyria (snowberry fruit fly) is the source of this 1422-nucleotide messenger RNA. It is a transcript of the gene Mnt, whose product is annotated as transcription factor mnt. Gene Ontology annotation, molecular function: DNA-binding transcription factor activity, RNA polymerase II-specific; protein dimerization activity; RNA polymerase II cis-regulatory region sequence-specific DNA binding. NCBI's taxonomy places the organism in Eukaryota, Metazoa, Arthropoda, Insecta, Diptera, Tephritidae. The record is from RefSeq and is a predicted model, not a curated record. Gene Ontology annotation, biological process: regulation of transcription by RNA polymerase II.